This is a messenger RNA of Mangifera indica (mango), 2402 nucleotides long. Its product is annotated as transcription factor TCP2-like. NCBI's taxonomy places the organism in Eukaryota, Viridiplantae, Streptophyta, Magnoliopsida, Sapindales, Anacardiaceae. The coding region runs from base 694 to 2058 and encodes 454 amino acids. Gene Ontology annotation, cellular component: nucleus. Gene Ontology annotation, biological process: regulation of secondary shoot formation. Gene Ontology annotation, molecular function: sequence-specific DNA binding; DNA-binding transcription factor activity. The record is from RefSeq and is a predicted model, not a curated record. The transcript has 4 exons.
AAGGUGGGGAAUGCGGAGGGUCUCUCCUUUCCCGAUAAACCCGGUUAUUUUGCUCCAAUGAGGAUGAAGAAACAAAGAAAACCCCUUCUCUCCCUUCAGUCACUUUGAAGCCUUCACUUAAAUCAUUUCGUUCUUCAUGUAUCUCAUAAUAUCAAUUUGUCUCCACUUCAAUCUCAUACAUGUAAUAAGAUGAUCUGUACAGCCAUAAUUAUCUUCUUGAACGAGCUCAAGAUUACAGAUCUGCGAGCUUUUGGGGUUUUAACAUCAAACUGCGAUUACCAUCUGGGAGCGUGACACCUGUAACAGCAUUACAUUUGUAAACCACUGUUCAGAGUUGCGGUAUUUUCAGGCUUUACUUUUGAAGGGCACCGCAGUGCACUUGCAAUAUUUAAAAAAAAAGAAAGCAAGAGAGAGGCGUCGGGCUAAGCUUAGCUUCCUGACGUAGACCAUGAUAUAUCGAAGUGUAAAAAGAUGCCUUUUUAUUGCUACUUCUCUGUGUUAUCUUCAUCAAUGCAUAGGACACAGCAACCCCUACUGCUGUGCUCUCUUCCUACUAUCAUGACCUUCUAAUCAAACCAUACCCACUUUCUCUCUCUAUCUGUCAAAGUACAAGGAAAAAAAGAAAACACACAAAGGCAGAAGGGUCACGUUUUACAGUUUCUUUGGUUGACAGUAAAAAGGCAUGAAACUAUUAUGGAGGUGGAGGAGAUUCAAACAGAACCGUUUAAGUUCCCAAGAAUUGGAAAUGGAAGAAUUGAAUCUAGCGAGAUAGAUGAAAAAGACCAAUACCUAGAUGAUGAAGAUGAUGGAGAGCAUCAACAUCAGCUAAAGAGGUCUAGCACUGGUACUACUGCUGGUCUAGAUGGUGAUGAUAAUAGCAGUACUGGUGCUAAUCGUCUUCGAGGAUGGCACCACUCAUCGCGGAUCAUUAGAGUCUCUCGAGCCUUCGGUGGCAAAGAUCGCCACAGCAAAGUUUGGACUUCAAAAGGGCUUCGAGACCGGAGAGUUCGGUUAUCUGUUACCACUGCGAUUCAAUUCUACGAUCUACAAGAUCGGUUGGGUUAUGAUCAGCCUAGUAAAGCCGUUGAAUGGUUGAUCGAAGCUGCUGCAGAUGCAAUUUCAGAGCUCCCUUCUCUCAGUAGUUCUUUUCCUGACACACCAAAGCAAUUUAGAGAUGAAAAGAGGGUAAGUGAAGAAACUGAUCAACAAGCGUUUGAUUCAGUUGAAUUAGAUGGUGAUCCAAAUUGUCAGCAUCGUUCCUUAAGUAAAUCUGCUUGUAGCAGUAACUCUGAGACAAGCAAAGGCUCAGGUUUGUCUGUCUCACGUUCUUUAACACGGGUGAAUAGAGUGAAAGUUGCUCGAGAGAGAGCAAAAGAAAGAUCAGCUGCAAAGGAGAAGAUGAGGGAGAAUGAGUCUCGUAUUUCACAUCAUCAUGUGAAUGCCAUCUCGCAAAGUUCAUUUACUGAGUUACUUACCUGUGGUAUUGGCAAUGUCAACAACAACAGUAGGCCGGGCACCCAUCAAGAGCCAAACGGCGAGUCCUUCUUCCACAAGCCAACAACAGCAAGACCAUGGUCUGCAAUCUCCAUGGACUACUUUAACACCGAGCUAAUGGAGCCAUCUUCUUCUCGUCCACAUAAUUUUUCUGGACAAAUUCAAUUAGCGUCAAUCCCACCAUUUAGUUUAUCAAAUGAAAAUCAUCAAGAAAUUCAGCAGCACUUUCCAUUUGCUGCAGACCAUCUGAUCUCAGUCACAACCGGCCAACCGGGGCCUGGCGGCGACUACAAUCGCAACUUCACAAUUUCUCCUGGCCUUUCUAAUUUUAAUAGGGGGACCCUUCAGUCCAAUUCGUCACCGUCUAUUUUGCCUCAUAUUCAGAGGUUUAGUACAUCUCCUAUAGACGGAUCAAAUAUACCUUUCCUUAUUGGCACUACACCACCAUCUGUGGAGAAUCCUCAUCAACAUCACCAGUUCCCAGCUGGGUUUGAUGGCCGCUUGCACCUUUACUAUGGCAAUGGAAGUAGGCAUUUAGACCAAACAGGGAAAGGUAAGAACUGAUGAUUGUUUCUUGCCGAUGUCUGCUUUCUGGGCGAGUUUAAGAGAAAUGUCCAACGUCAGAUUUGUUUAAUCAAUGCAGCAGAGGAUUUGAUAUUAAUUAGUGGUGAAGUUUUUGCAUAUUUUGAAGCAAGAGAAUGAAGAUGGAGAAUUAGGGCAAGGCAUAUGUGAAUUAAUGCCUCCAGGCUGUUACUACCAUGCUUCUGGUUUAUCAGUUAUGAAAUGAUUAGUGUGUAUGUGUGCAAAGCACUGUGUUGAAACAAUUGGAGUGAAGCUCUAGCUAGCUAUUCUUUUUUCCUUGGCUUGACUACAAAUUAACUAUUUUAAUGAAAAGCCUUGUGAAUGAU